Messenger RNA from Lodderomyces parapsilosis, 405 nucleotides. RefSeq lists its product as uncharacterized. NCBI's taxonomy places the organism in Eukaryota, Fungi, Ascomycota, Pichiomycetes, Serinales, Debaryomycetaceae. The coding region runs from base 1 to 405 and encodes 134 amino acids. Gene Ontology annotation, molecular function: protein binding; Rho GDP-dissociation inhibitor activity. The record is from RefSeq and is a predicted model, not a curated record. Gene Ontology annotation, biological process: Rho protein signal transduction. The transcript has a single exon. Gene Ontology annotation, cellular component: cytoplasm; membrane; cytosol.
AUGACUGUCCCACAUCCAGAUUUUAUUCCAUGCCAAAACAUUUUGCAAGUCAAAGGACAAGAACCACAAGUAUUUGAACUUGAAGGAAAAGUUGAUGGCCUUGUUGUCAAGAUCCCAGGUGGAUCAAAGUUUGUAACCACAUUAAAAUUCAAGGUCAAGAAUAGAAAGUUGGAAAAGUUGCGUUACAAGCAAGUUAUCAAAAAGGGUGGAUUCACAAUCAAGAGCAAAGAGGUUGAUUUGGGUACACGCGAACCAUCUGAAACUGAAGUUUACGCAGUUGACUCCCCUGAAGAUGAAACCCCAGGUACAUGGGUAGCUAGGGGUGCUUAUCAAGCAACCACUACUUACUAUGAAGGAGACGAUGAGUUGUUCUCUACUCAAUGGACAUUGGAAAUCACUAAGUAG